CUCAGUGCGAUCCCUUUGAUCAACUCGGUCCGAAAUUACAAAUGGCGGGAAAGCUUAACUGGGGAUUGCGUGUCUGGUCUGUCAGUAGCUUUUCUUCACAUGCCCCAGGUAGUGUAUGGUGUCGAAAUAAAUAAAAAAACAAAAAAAAAACUUUAUUUCAAAGUGUGUGUGUUUUUUGUUUUUUUUUAUUUUAAGGGGAGGGGUGGGGGUAGGAGGGGGGGUUUGAGGGAGUAGGAAAGAAUUAACAUACAUUCUAACCGUAUGAUUUUAUGAAUUUUAAAUGGCAUUUUCCGACUGCAUUGCAAUUUAAAAAAAAAAUAAAAAAUAAAUUUAAAAAAAAAUCAAAUUGUGCUCCAUAACCGUUAAUUAAAAUAUGCGAUGUGACGUUGCCAGGUCUUAGGAAUGACAAGCCCUAUUCGGAGACCUGAAUCCACUCUUCUGGUGUCAUCCUCAGGGCUUGGCCUACGGCCUCCUGGCGUCCCUGAGUCCCGUGUCUGGCCUCUACUCGUCCUUCUUUGCUGUGAUGCUGUACGUCGUGUUCGGCACGUGCCCCCACAUAUCCAUGGGGACUAACUCGGUGCUUGCGCUCAUCACGGCGGCUAUGGUGGAGAGGGAGUUGUCGGCCCUGCCUGGCGACUACUUUUCAAGUAAGUGUAUUACAGUGACCUUAUUGAGCUGUCAAUUCGAGUAUUUUAUACGAGUAUGACAUUAUUGUGAGGUAAUAUAGUUUUGAGGGGAUUCGGAGAUUUUCGUAUCCGAAAAUUUGAUCGAAAGAAAUUUCGUCGACGGUAAAUUGAUCGACGGUAAUUUGAUCGAACGGAAAUAUGGUCGAAUCUUUUUUUUCCGUUUUUACGUUUAAAUUUUGCUUCAAAUGUGUUUUUGAACGCAUUAUUUUGUUUUACUAUAUAGUAUAGUGCGUUCAAAAAGAUACUUGACGAAAAUUUUAAUGUGUGAACUGAAAAAAAGAUUCGACCAAAUUUCCGGUCGAUCAAAUUACCGUCGAUCAAUUUACCGUCGACGAAAUUUCUUUCGAUCGAAUUUCCGGUAACCGAAGAUUUUAGGUAAUUAGAGAUAUGAGAUUAUGAGAUUGUUAUUUCGAGUUUAUGGGGUUUGAGGAUUAGAGUUUUGUCGGGCAAGGCGAUUUAAAAAAAAAAAAAAAUGAAAAUCGGAGUUUGGAAUAAGACUUUAAAUUUAUUUUUUUUGUGUGAAUUUUAGUUGUUGUUUUUUAAAAUUUUAAUUGGAAUUGUCGCUCUAUACGGGCCAGUCAACCUUUAUUUCUAUCAAACGAAUCGUAAAUUAAUUGCAACUUUCUGACGUCAAAUUAUUGCACCUUUCUGAGCUCAGCUUAAUGCAACUUUCUGACGUCAAAUUAUUGCAGCUGCCUGACGUCAUUUUAUUGCAACUAUUCAGUGUCAAUUAAUCUCUCUCUAGAAAACGUCUCUGGGGUCGUCUCUCAAGAGCCCACAGACGAAGAAGAGAUCAGCUUCAAGCUGACCGCCGCCAUGGCAUCGGCCUUUGGGUCGGGCGUCCUGCUGUUUCUCAUGGGGCUGCUACGGGUUGGUUUCGUGACCAGCUACAUGCCCUCGUCAUUCGUCGGGGGAUUCACUGCCGGGGCAGCCGUGCACAUCGCCACAAGCCAGGUGAGUCCAUGUGUG
Molecule: messenger RNA, 1655 nt
Organism: Lymnaea stagnalis (great pond snail)
Lineage: Eukaryota; Metazoa; Mollusca; Gastropoda; Lymnaeidae
Source: the annotation of a GenBank genome assembly